Neltuma alba is the source of this 760-nucleotide messenger RNA. Its product is annotated as photosystem I reaction center subunit V, chloroplastic. Gene Ontology annotation, biological process: photosynthesis. The coding region runs from base 78 to 566 and encodes 162 amino acids. The record is from RefSeq and is a predicted model, not a curated record. The transcript has a single exon. Gene Ontology annotation, cellular component: photosystem I; chloroplast thylakoid membrane. NCBI's taxonomy places the organism in Eukaryota, Viridiplantae, Streptophyta, Magnoliopsida, Fabales, Fabaceae.
CACUUCUCCCAUAAUCCCUUCCUCACCACCCAACCAAACCGACGCGAUCCAAUUUCACCGAUCCUUCUUCUUCAAUAAUGGCAGCUUCCUCCAUGAUCUCCUCUCCCGCCUUCUCGCCGGCUGCCCAGCUCCCCCGACACUCCCCGGUGGUGAGCCCCUCUUCCCUGAGCUUCCACGGCCUCCGACCGCUCACCACCAAGGCAAACCCUCUCUGCACUCAGAAAAGGACCUCGGCUGCGCGUGGUGGAUUGGUGGUUAAGGCUGAGCUGAAUCCGUCGGUGGUGAUCAGCCUGAGCACAGGGCUUUCGUUGUUCUUGGGGAGGUUCGUGUUCUUCAACUUCCAGAGGGAGAACGUGGCCAAGCAGGGCUUGCCGGAGCAGAACGGGAUGACACACUUCGAGGCCGGAGACACGAGGGCGAAGGAAUACGUGAGCCUGUUGAAGUCCAACGACCCCGUCGGAUUCAACAUCGUCGACGUCUUGGCUUGGGGUUCCAUCGGCCACAUCGUCGCUUACUACAUCUUGGCCACCACCAGCAACGGCUACGAUCCCAAGUUCUUCGGCUGAACCCUAAUUUUAAUUCGUUCUGAACCUCUCUUUCCUUAUCCCCUAGCUGUAUAGUUUCUUCUAUGAUCUAUCAUUUUGUUCCAAAACUAGCUCUAUGAUCACUGAAAACAAAUGAUCUCUUUUGAUCCAUUUUUCUUCUUCUCUUUUUUUGGAUUAUUGACUGCUUUACUAUAAGAUGUUCAAGUUAUAGGAAA